AUGGAGUACAUGAAACUGAAGGCAAAGAAAUCGAAAGACAAAGCACAAUCGUUCGAGGCUGCUCGUUUCAUAGUUGACAAUGUGCAGUUCAUCGAUAAGGAGGAGCAGAAGCUGACAUGUGAACUCGCCAUCAAGACGUUGAAGAAGCUUUCAAUUGCAGGCCUGGUGGAUUCCCAGUAUCUCCUCGCCAACCUGUACAUCAGCGGUAUCCCUGGUUUCCAAGAAAAGCACAAGGCCGACUACUCAAAAGCGUUCCAGUUGUACUUGUCCGCAGCAAAGAAGGACCACCCUGAGGCUUUGUUUCACGUUGGAUUGUGCUAUGAGCAAGGAGCUGGAGUGGGACAGAGCAAUAACCGCGCCUUGCACAACUAUCGCAAGGCCGCUGUCAGUAACCACCCCGGUGCAAUGUUCCGUCUCGGCAUGUGUCUCCUCCGCGGCGAACUCAACCAGUCGAAAAACCCUCGUGACGGUGUCAAGUGGCUCAAGCUGGCCGCCAAGUACGCCACCGAGAAAUACCCCCAAGCCCUCUACGAGCUUGCCAUCCUGCACGAUCGCGGCGUUCACAAUGUGGUGUGGCAAGAUCACGACUACCUGGUGGAGCUGUUGACACAGGGUGCCGCUUUAGGACAUGGCGGGUGCCAGUUCAAGUUGGGAGAGGCUUAUGAGUAUGGUUAUUACUCGGUGAAUGUGGACCCCGGACGCAGUGUUUACUACUACAGUUUGGCAGCUGCGAAUGGCAAUCUGGAGGCGAUGUUUGAGCUGGGAGGCUGGUAUCUCACUGGUGUAUCCGAUCCAGCAACAGCUUUCACCCUCGUACAGUCGGAUGCCGAAGCCUACCGAUGGGUUUCGCUCGCCGCGGAAGGUGGUCUGCCAAAGGCCAUGUUUGCGAUGGGAUACUUUUGCGAAAUGGGGAUAGGC
Fimicolochytrium jonesii is the source of this 918-nucleotide messenger RNA. RefSeq lists its product as uncharacterized. The record is from RefSeq and is a predicted model, not a curated record. The transcript has 3 exons. Gene Ontology annotation, molecular function: protein binding. NCBI's taxonomy places the organism in Eukaryota, Fungi, Chytridiomycota, Chytridiomycetes, Spizellomycetales, Powellomycetaceae. The annotation marks the transcript as partial.